Caenorhabditis sp. 36 PRJEB53466 is the source of this 1738-nucleotide messenger RNA. The record is from the annotation of a GenBank genome assembly. NCBI's taxonomy places the organism in Eukaryota, Metazoa, Nematoda, Chromadorea, Rhabditida, Rhabditidae.
AUGGCUGAAUGGUGUGCCGAUCAUCUCCGAAACUGUGAAGGCUGGAAGAGUGCCGGACUGGAGGUUUCGACGACUUCCGACGAGAAUGCGAAGUGGCUCGACGCGUGCAUCCGACAACUCGUCUCGUGGUCCGAUUGCGAAAGUCUCGGAGGGUUCCAUACUUCGUUGGAGAAGUUGGUCACAUCUGAUCCCGAUGCCAGUGAGUUUCUCCGAUAAUAAAUCUUGCUUUCUGGCUUCCAAAUGAGGUUCAGCACAUCAAAAAGCUAUCAGAAUUUAUGUUGACACCCUUAGCGGACUGGUAUUCACCUAAAAAUAGGUAGUUAGCCUCAAACUGACGGAACCAAUUCAUCCCAGUUCACGUCCGAUCUGGCCCAAUACACUUGAUGGUCCCCGGUUGUAACCUUUGAACAUUUUCAGUAAUGGCUCGAGCGUUCCUCAUCGGAUUGACGGGUCUCGGCACAGAAUCGGCGGCGCGUGACGUGGAAUUUGCCAAAAAGAUGAGCCAACUGGAAGUGGACGCCGAAAAACACGGAAACGAGCGGGAGAAACGGCACGUGCGGGCUGCCGUUCUUUGGGGAAGAGGCAGGCACCACGAGGCGGCGGACGAGUGGGACCGUCUGCUCGACGACUUCCCGACCGACCUGAUCGCCGUGAAGUUCUCGCACGACGCGCACUUCUUCAACGGAAGUUCGACAGGCAAAAAGAACGCGAUUGAGAAGGUGAUCGAGAAGUGGAGUGGCGACGAGCCGUGUCACAGUUAUCUGCACGGAAUGUACGCGUUCGGGCUCGAGGAGUGCGGACUGUACGCGGAUGCGGAGGCGGAAGCGGACAAGGCACUGCUCCUCAACCGCUUCGACUGCUGGGCUUCCCACGCGAAGGCGCAUGUGCUCGAGAUGAACGGACGGCACAAAGAGGGAAAAGAGUUUAUGUACGCGACCGAGCACGACUGGCGGGUGAGCUAGUUUUAUCGAACACCGACCGAUGGGAACCACCGUCUAAACGAAUGCUUUCAGCAAGGCUGGAUGCUGGCGACGCACAACUACUGGCACACGGCCCUCUUCCACAUCGAGCACGCCGAGUACGAGUCGGCGCUGAGCAUCUUCGACCGCGAGGUCGCCAAUCGAUUCAACCGCACCAACUCGCUGCUCGACAUGGUCGACGCGAGCUCGCUCCUUUGGCGAUUAGAGUUGGAGGGUGUGAAUGUGGGCAGAGAGCGGUGGCGGAAGAUCGAGAACCUCGGGCGGUACAUUGAGAAUCACUCGAUCGUCUUCAACGACGUUCAUUUGGGAGUGGCACUGUACCGGCAGGAGGAGUACGAGACCGAGGAGAAGAUGGAGAAGUCGUUGGAGAAGUAUUCGAGGUGAGAGAUCCGCUUGGAUCCUUUCUUUGGUUGACGAGAACACUCAAUCGUUUCAGUCUGCUCUCCGAGGACAACGCACAGAUCAGCAAGACAAUCGGAGUGCCGCUGUACACUGGAAUGCUCGACUACGCGCGUGGGGAGUACGAUCAAGCAGCCAGGACCAUGUACCCGAUCCGAGAGAAAGUCGUGCAGAUCGGAGGAUCCCACGCCCAGAGGGAUCUCUUCGUGCAGACCCUCAUCCAGUCGUGCAUUCAGAGCAAGGAUCCCGAGAAUUGGAGCCGCACGCCGGGACUGUUGAUCGAACGGGAAACGCUGAAACAUGACUCCCUGCUCGGACAGAGAUUGGCCGAGAAGUUCAGGAGAAUGCAUCCGUUAUAA